Penicillium griseofulvum is the source of this 1164-nucleotide messenger RNA. RefSeq lists its product as uncharacterized. The transcript has 2 exons. NCBI's taxonomy places the organism in Eukaryota, Fungi, Ascomycota, Eurotiomycetes, Eurotiales, Aspergillaceae. The coding region runs from base 1 to 1164 and encodes 387 amino acids. The record is from RefSeq and is a predicted model, not a curated record.
AUGCGGUAUACAUUAGUCUUGACUACUCUUCUUUCUCUUUGCCUCCCCUUCACCAGUGCGGCAGACCCUCGUUAUUGCCAGGGAAAGGCGACUCUGGACACCAAAGAUUUCACCCUUGAAGAAAGAGAAACUCCUGACCUACCUAAGCUCGCAAAGUACUUCGAGUCAAAGGGUAAGGUUGCGACUGUCACUGCAGUUCUUCAAUCUGCGAAUCGCGAAUUAAGAAAGGGUAAGCCCUCGAAUAUUGGAUCCGGGUCUCCCGUCGAAUCAUGGGCUUGGAAUUCAGGCGACGACAAGACGACGAAGUGGGUUCCGCAAGGAAUCACCAGCUCUGCCGAUGCUUUCGGGAAGGGUACCUGGAAUGAUCACGAGGCGUGGAUUGUCAGUUGGUAUCAAAAGGGAGACAGUGUGCGGGUCAGCUUUAUUGAUCGCAAAACACACAAGUAUCGCCAUGUGAUGCUCGUGUAUCCGAUUGCCGAAGAUGACUUCAAAUCCGUCGAAGUUCACGCUGGUGGUAUCGCUUGGUAUGGGAAUGUGCUAUAUGUUGUCGAUACCAACAAUGGUAUUCGUGCAUUUGACCUGGACAAUAUCUGGGAGGUUGAUAUUGGAGAUGGUGUUGGAAAAACCAAAGACGGAAAAGGGCAUACUGCGGAUGGGUAUAAAUAUGUGCUUCCUCAGAUCCGCUGGUAUAAAUGGACUCCUGGCAAGGAAUCCCCCUUCCGCUUCUCUUGGAUUUCUCUAGACCGCAGUGACUCACCCGACACCCUCAUGGUAGGUGAGUUUGUGCGCGAUGGAGAAACUUUCAAAGAUGCCGAGAAGACGCCAGUUCCUAUUCGCUAUGUGAAAUACAAUCUAGAUGCUAAUACCCGGCGGCUGCACACCGAAAACGGCAUCGCUACCGCAAGCUGGGCGCACUGUGUCGAUAUACCCAACGUACAGGGUGCUGUUUCAUAUGGCAGCAAGUUUUACAUCUCGCGCAGUACAGGCAGAGCUCCCAAGAAGGGUGAUCUUUUUAUUUGGGAAGAAGGGAAGACGGCCAAACCGUACAAGGGGUGGUUUCCGGCUGGAAAUGAGGACAUGAGUUUCAAUCCAGUGCGCAAGGAGUACUAUACUGUCACUGAGUAUGAUAAAGAUCGGUACAUUCUGGCUUAUAAGGGAGCCUAG